Molecule: messenger RNA, 3412 nt
Organism: Bolinopsis microptera
Lineage: Eukaryota; Metazoa; Ctenophora; Tentaculata; Lobata; Bolinopsidae
Product: leucine-zipper-like transcriptional regulator 1 homolog
Exons: 1
Coding region: 564-2918 (784 amino acids)
Cellular component (GO): Golgi apparatus
Molecular function (GO): protein binding
Source: RefSeq, a predicted model, not a curated record
AUCACGUGAAAACUGUUAUCACAAAAUUUUGGUAAUUAAGCUUGGUACAACUAGCACAAGUCCAUUUUACAUUAAAACUCUUCACAUUGAAAACUAAUAAAAGGUGAUGAGAAAAAAACAUCUAUGUUUCAGAAUUAUACAGAACUCUUGUUAAAGAUCCUUAAAAAUGGGAUCGAUUAUGCUUGAAUUAUUGUUAACUGUUAUAAUGUGCAUGAACGAUUACUUUUGUCUGUAAAUUUUAUUUUAUUUCCUUAACUGGUGUAUGUACUGAUUUUUAUAAACAGAUUAAUAAUUUUAUACGUUUAAGUUCAUGGGUUUCUGCAAUUUAAAUGAUGUGUGUAUAAGCGUUGUAUUUUGUUUUUUAGUCUUUUUGUAAACUAGCUUUGAAGUCUUACUCAAAUUCGAUGGAAAUUUUGAUGACCUUACGAUAUUUGUAAAAUGUAAAACCAUAGACUUAAUAGGCAAUCUUUAAAAUCCUAUUUUAAAGAUUAUUAAGUUUCACUAUUGACUAAACUUAAAACUACCAUCCUUCUAGAUAUGCCAAUGACACGUGAUGACACGUGAUGAUCGAUAAAGAGAGCUCUGCAAUAGUAAAUUGCAGAGUUAAAGAACAAACGAGGAACGAAUCACUAGAUGGUAUAACCCUGGACUCUUACUCUCAGAGUCUCAACUGUUGGAUCAAACUCCCGGAGUCCAGCGAGCUAAAUGUUGGACUUGCUCGGAGACACCACACUGCUGUCGCUUGGAAGGACUCCAUCUACAUAUUCGGUGGAUGUUUCUCCAAUGACAGCAUCAGUGAGCUGCCAGGAAAUGGGAACGGUUUGAAUGACAUGAUAAGUUUCAACAUAACAGAGAGGGUCUGGAAAAUAGUGCAACCUCAAACCAGACCACCAGCUCCUAGAUACAAUCACACUGCAGUGGUCUACGAGAACUCUAUGAUGAUAUUCGGAGGUUUCAGUCAGACCAACAAGAAUGAUGUUCACCAGUUCCGGUUUGAUCGCCAGGUCUGGACCCCUUGGGUACACAUCUCAGGAACCCAGCCCAACCCACGGUCAGCUAACUGUGCUUUUGUGUAUGAUGCUCACAUGUGGAUAUUUGGUGGCUAUGAUGGUCGGAACAAGCUGAAUGACAUGUGGAUGUUACCACUGGAUGAUGAUAAUCCAACAUGGAAGAAAGUAGAACAACAUGGUCAGAUCCACCCUCCAGUUCUCCACGCAGUCUGUGCUGUUAUUGACGAUAAGCUUUACACAUUCUCAGGGUUGUGUGGUGCUUCAACCUCUAACGACAUCCUCUCUUUCAACCUAACAACAAAGACAUGGUCCAUAGUCCUGCCUGAUCUGAUUAACAAUUGUUGUGCCGCACCUGAUAGGAGACGCGGACACACCAUGGUAUCUCACGGCAAGUGUCUUUACAUCUUCGGGGGCCAGAACAACACUUCAAGAUCCCCGAACGAUCUGUUUUGUUUCGAACCGGAAGCCUCUGCCUGGCACAUAGUUAAAUCCAGGAACAAAGCCAGUAAACAUGUCCCAAGUAACAGGUCUUACCAUGCCGCCACCAUCAUCGACAACAUCAUGUUCAUCUCGGGGGGAGUCACUUUCAAAAAAGAUCAAAGUGACAGGGGCUCCGACAAUUUCUACUGCUUUAUCUUUGCCUCCUUCCCAAAAUCUACCUUAAGAGAGGACCUAUCUGGAUUGCUGGAUAACAAGAUGUUAUGUGAUCUGGAGUUUGUGGUAGGAGAGGAACCUGAAAAGGAGUCCCUCUUUGCACACAUAUCUAUAGUUGCUGCUCGGUCUCCGAUACUGAGGAUGAAAAUAAUGGACCAGUUAAACCAGUUAUGCGAUGCUAAAAACCACAAGAACCGUGAUCACAUACUGACAGUUCUAGAUCUGGACAAUGGAGAGAGGGUAGUGCUGCCUUUUCCUAAAGUUUCAUCUGCAGCUUUUAAAAUAGUCCUGACUUUCAUUUACACGGACAGAAUCCCCCACUCUGUUAGAGAGGAUGAUAACAGUAUUGUUACUCUGACUGAUGUCUAUGGAAUUGCAAACUAUUUCCAACUGUCUCGUCUGGAGAAGAUCUGCAUAACCUACAUACAAAGUUACAUCAGCAUUGAAAAUGCACUUUCAGCCCUCAAAGUUGCUAAGGAUAGAAAUCUUACUGAACUUGUCGGAGUGCUGGAAAACUUCAUCAUAAGAGAUCAGAACUUCAAAGCCAUCAUAACUCGAGAAGAGUUCGAACUGCUGGAAAAAUCAAGCAUUAUAGAGCUCAUCCGACUGAAAACCAACAUAACAACAGCAAUCCGAUCACCUCACAUUUCCAGUGACGCAGGACAACAGUCCUUGGAAGAGGACCUACAGGCCCUGAUGGGAGAUCAGCAGCUGAGUGACAUCACCCUUACCAUAGACGGGAUCGCUAGGAGAGCUCACCGUGCUAUUCUCCUUGCUAGAUGUACUUACUUCAGGGGUAUGUACCGGUCCUUACCCCCACCACAGGACACAGUGGGUAUCAAGAUAGGUGAACUGGAACCCACUCCAGCUGCUUUUAACUCCCUUAUGAACUAUAUUUACUAUAAUGAUACCGAAAUACCUCCGGAGGAUUCUUUGUACCUUUUUACUGCUGAUAAAUUCUACGGAUUCUCCAACAACCAGCUGCAAGCGUACUGCAAGAAGAGUCUGGAAACGAACAUUAAAACUUCAAAUGUUAUUGAAAUUUUGAAAGCAGCUGAUCAGGUAAAUAGCGAGGAUAUGAAGUGCCACGCCCUGAAAAUGAUUGCGGAGCAUUUCACAUUGGUGCAACCUUUACCAGCCUUCAGAACAAUUAAACACUCUUUGUUGCUGGAGGUUACAGACUAUGUUGCUACUCAUAUGAAGGGGAACAGAGUCAUAACUCCUCAUAACACCCCUAAAAACACCAAAUCCUGAAGUUGCGAUAUAAGGACCUUAGAGCCUUAGGACCGGAGAUGUCUUUAUUAUUUGUUGUGUUGAUAAUGGUAUUUUGUUCUUUUCUCAGUAUGUGUUCUGUUUCUCUGUUUAAAUACUUAAUGAUGUAAUAUAGUCUCAUACGCCUAAAAGGCAAAUCAGUUUGGUAGUUGCUGAGCUUUCAAAAAUUAAAAAAUUUAAGGAGUUCAAAAGACGUAAAAAUAGCUACCUUUUUCUUUGUCGUUAACUGCCAAUAAUUGGACUUUCAUACAUACAUACAGCAAAUUGUUGUAAAUUAAAUAACUUUUUACAUAAAAUUUCAAUUCAUGACAAGAUUUCUUCCUGAUUAUAUUUUAAUAAGCCGCUGGAAUGAAAUGAAACUAACACAUUAAUGUUUUAACCGAAUUCUACUCAUUUUGAUUGAUGUAAAAUGUUCUUUUAUUUUAAAAGCCGUUGAAAUAGUUAACGAAUUUUAUUUCUUCAAUAAAUGUAUUAUU